Messenger RNA from Bubalus bubalis (water buffalo), 663 nucleotides. RefSeq names its product peptidyl-prolyl cis-trans isomerase-like 3. The record is from RefSeq and is a predicted model, not a curated record. Gene Ontology annotation, molecular function: peptidyl-prolyl cis-trans isomerase activity. The transcript has a single exon. Gene Ontology annotation, cellular component: catalytic step 2 spliceosome. Gene Ontology annotation, biological process: protein peptidyl-prolyl isomerization. Lineage: Eukaryota; Metazoa; Chordata; Mammalia; Artiodactyla; Bovidae. Bases 110 to 595 code for a protein of 161 amino acids.
UGAAAGUAGGCGGGACACAGGAGCCGGGAGGAAGAGAGGCUCGUUUUUGAACUUCUCUCAAUAAACUCUGAGAAAGUAACAGUGCUUCCUGAAACCAUCAAGAAAGAAAAUGUCGGUGACAUUGCAUACAGAUGUAGGUGAUAUUAAAAUAGAAGUCUUCUGUGAAAGGACACCCAAAACAUGUGAUAAUUUCUUGGCUCUUUGUGCCAGUAAUUACUACAAUGGCUGUAUAUUUUAUAGAAAUAUCAAGGGUUUCAUGGUUCAAACGGGAGAUCCGACAGGUACUGGAAGGGGAGGUAACAGUAUCUGGGGCAAGAAGUUUGAAGACGAAUAUAGUGAAUAUCUUAAGCACAGUGUUAGAGGUGUUCUAUCUAUGGCUAAUAAUGGCCCAAAUACCAAUGGAUCUCAGUUUUUCAUCACCUAUGGGAAGCAGCCACAUCUGGACAUGAAAUACACAGUAUUUGGCAAGGUGAUAGAAGGUCUGGAGACUCUAGAUGAACUGGAGAAGUUACCCGUAAAUGAGAAGACAUAUCGACCUCUUAAUGAUGUACACAUUAAGGACAUAACUAUUCAUGCCAACCCAUUUGCCCAGUAGCUAUAAUAGACCUGGACAAAUACUUGGCAAACUAUUCAAGGAACUCACCUAUUAUGGUUUACUCAGUU